This is a messenger RNA of Plutella xylostella (diamondback moth), 1270 nucleotides long. RefSeq lists its product as uncharacterized. Gene Ontology annotation, molecular function: DNA binding. Gene Ontology annotation, biological process: regulation of transcription by RNA polymerase II. Gene Ontology annotation, cellular component: nucleus; transcription regulator complex. Lineage: Eukaryota; Metazoa; Arthropoda; Insecta; Lepidoptera; Plutellidae. The record is from RefSeq and is a predicted model, not a curated record.
GUAUAUACUAAGAGCCUGUCCAGACGGAGCGUUUUGCGCGCGUAAGCUUACGCGCGUAGACACUCGCGCGUUCCCGAGGCACUAGAGCUACAAGCACUCCGUCCAGAUGCUCUCGCGCGUUUCAAAACUCGCGCGUAAAACGCGUGUCAUGCGCCCGACUCUCGACUCGCUCGUUUUACGCGCGAGCGCCGCGCGAGUCGAGAUACUCUGGCGGCAUUGGAGCGUUCAGUAGUAUGCGCGUGUCCAUAGAGAGUGGACGUAUUUAGAUUUGAAAUGGAGCGCGAUAACUUCGACACCGAACUUUUAAUUGAAGAAGUUGAAAAGAGAAUAGCCAUAUGGGAUAUGGAAUCUGCUGAUUACGCAAAUAGACUCAUUAAACGUAGGAAUUGGGAAGAAAUAGUCGAAAUUUUUUGCGAAGCUGGUGAUUCCGACGAAAAGAAAAAAACGUUGGGAAUGUUAUUGCAAAAGAAGUGGAAAGGAUUGCGUGAUGGCUUUGUCAGAGAAAUGAAAAGGAUAAAAACCACACCGUCUGGAUCAAAAGCCAGCAAAAAUAAAUAUAUAUAUUUUGAACGUUUGAUGUUCCUCGAACGAUCGACACGCAAUAAAACUACUGAUAGCAACAUCGUUUCCUCGCCUGCUGCACCUGAAGAACAAGACAUUUCUGGCGACGGGGAAGAUGUUAUGAGACCUCCAGUUAGCCAGCCGAAAAAGAAAAAAAAAAUGAACGCAGCCGAUGAGGAAUUUCUUGCCAUUAUAAGCAAAAAUUUAGCACCUAGAAAUCAGCCACAAACAUCGGAGUCUGAUGAUGAUAAACUAUUUUGUUUGUCACUGCAUAAGGAGCUUAUUAAAGUACCUGAAGAAAUGAGGCUUCAAGCUAAAAUUGAUUUAAUGAAUGUGCUCCAAAAAGCUCAACGAGCCCCAUGUCAUUCACCUUCACAUUAUAUUCCUUCACCUGCACCUUCACCACAAUAUAAUCACCAAGCAGGAAUGACACACCGCGGACAAAGAGGAUUUUUUAACGAUACAGGAUAUAACGAAACAGACCCUUCAGCAUCUUCGUUUUCACGUUAUUGCACUGGACAACGCAAUUCCCAAUCUAACCCAUCACCGGCGUCUAACUACAAUAACCCAUCACCGGCGUCUAACUACAAUAACCCAUCACCGGCGUCUACUCAAGAUUCCCAAGAGAGUGAAUUGAUGGAGCUAUACCGAGAUUGUUAAAUUGAUUAAGGGAAAAAAGUAUAAAAAUAAUAAAUAUUAUUACCUCAAA